Messenger RNA from Xiphophorus maculatus (southern platyfish), 3948 nucleotides. RefSeq names its product E3 ubiquitin-protein ligase RNF34-like (gene rnf34b). The record is from RefSeq and is a predicted model, not a curated record. Gene Ontology annotation, molecular function: ubiquitin protein ligase activity. The transcript is spliced from 8 exons. Gene Ontology annotation, biological process: protein K48-linked ubiquitination; proteasome-mediated ubiquitin-dependent protein catabolic process; negative regulation of extrinsic apoptotic signaling pathway via death domain receptors. The coding region runs from base 129 to 1337 and encodes 402 amino acids. Lineage: Eukaryota; Metazoa; Chordata; Actinopteri; Cyprinodontiformes; Poeciliidae. Gene Ontology annotation, cellular component: cytoplasm; plasma membrane.
ACGUUAUGCCUGCUCCACUCACACUGGCAGCUGGAGAGAGGGAAGACGUAAUGGUUUGAUUCCCUAUGCGCUGGCAAUGGUCGUCGCUGUGACAUUACUCGGCAAAUUCCUCUAACGGGGGGAGAGAAAUGAAGGCGGGGGCGUCGUCCAUGUGGGCGUCAUGCUGCGGGCUGCUGAACGAGGUGAUGGGCACGGGAACGGUGCGGACACCGCAGCCGGGCUUCGGAGCAGGGGCGGGGCCCUUCCGCUUUGCCCCCAGCGCAGGGUACUCUACCUACCCCCCCACCAGCUCAGGGAGCGCCGGGCAGCUCUGCAAGGCCUGCGGGCUGGCCUUCUCCGUCUUCAGACGCAAGCACAUCUGCUGUGACUGUAAGAAGAGUUUCUGUGCCCUUUGCUCGGUGCUGCAGGAAAACCUGCGCUGCUGCACGACCUGCCACCUGCUGCGCGGCACGGCCUUCCAGCGGCCGCGCCUCAUGCAGCUGCGGGUCAAAGACCUGCGGCAGUACCUGCUGCUGCGCAACAUCCCCACCGACACGUGCAGGGAGAAGGAGGACCUGGUCGACCUGGUGCUCUGCCACCAGGGGACGCGGGAGACCCCGAGACCCGUGAUGGAAGAGGACGAGGAGGAAGAUGAGGACGACGACACGUGCGGCGAUGAGGAAGAGGAUGGGGGAGAAGACACAGACAGUCUCCACUCGCUCCCCCACUCGCGUGCGGCGUCGCCGCCCUCCGCAACGCGCUCCGCCUCCGAACUGUCGGUCCUGUCUGCCUCUCAGGGGGACGCGCUCAGCCCGAGUGACAGUUCAGGGACCCCCAGCCAGGAGCAUGAGGACACACCGACAGCUUCCCUUUUGAACCUGGAGCCUGCUGAAAACAUCUUAGAGGUCAGCCCGGCGACGCAGAGGAGGAUCAGGGCCUCGCUGUCUGAUCUCGACAACGAGGAGGCCAUAGAAAACCUCUCCGUCCGCCAGCUAAAAGAAAUCCUCGCCAGAAACUUUGUCAAUUAUUCCGGCUGCUGCGAGAAGUGGGAGCUGCUGGAUCGAGUUCAUCGGCUUUACAGGGAAAACGAGCAGAACAGGAAAUCCAUGGAAAACGUCAGCAUAACUGCAGUGGUUGCAUAUCCUCAACCUCUUUGCAACAGUGGAGUUGGAGAUGGAGUCCGAGCUCAGCUGGCGGCGGACGAAAACCUUUGUCGCAUCUGCAUGGACGCCAUCAUCGACUGCGUGUUGCUUGAAUGCGGCCACAUGGUGACCUGCACCAAAUGCGGAAAGAGGAUGAGCGAGUGCCCCAUCUGCAGGCAGUACGUGGUGCGGGCCGUGCAUGUCUUCAAGUCCUAAAACUGAUUUUUUUUUUUUUUUUCGUUGCGUCGGAGCGCGCGUGGCCCUGGAUUUAGCACGGAGGAGGAACCUGAUGCUGCAACAAUUGUGAAAGAAUUUUUUUUUUCCAGACUAGACUGUUGCCUCUGGCCUACAUUUCCCCCCUUCGUCCCACCUGUCCUCCGGCCGCGCCAGGUCUCCCACUCUGCACAGCAGACACCGACACGACUCUCUGCUUUAAAUCCUUACUUGUGGGAGGCAAGAGGAGGUGGUUCUGUGGACGCUUUGAGACGGUCUGUGGCGAUAGAUUUGAGAUCCCAGGGUUUUAGAGUUGAUAAGGUUUACACUGUCAUGCCACAUGGCACUGUAUGAUCUCCCUCAGUGUUCAUUAGGAUGUGCAAUAUCAGAGAAAAAGACUUUGUGCGUGUGUGUUAUUAGAAAAAAACAUCAGCCAUUUCAUCCAUCACACACAAGGGUGCGUGUAGGGUGCCAAACAACUUGCCUUCACAGGAUGUUUUGGUUAAGAUCUCACAGUAUGCAUCUCAUAACCAGCAAGUUUGGUUUAAUAGUUUACUUUUAAUCUUUUUCAGAUCCGCUUUAGAAAACAAAGUCUGGACACGUUUCCCUGGUAAUUCAUUCAUGACAAAAAAUAAAUAAAUCUGAAGUCAAACCCAACUUCACCUGGACCACGUCUCAGCCCCCUUAUUUGUUAAGAAAAUAUUUUUAAUAUCAAGCUUGCAACAAUUUGAGAGCUCUGCAUAGUUUAUGGUUGAUUUGGGAAAUAGAUGAAAGAAUUACCCUCUUAGUUUUGAUUAUGCUGUCAUCUACAGUGCCUUGCAAAAAUAUUCAUAUCCUUGAACCUUUUUUCUAGGUUUUUUUCCCCCCCAAUUUUAACCACAAACCUCAGCGUAUUUCAAUGGGAUUUUGUGUGAUUGGCCAACAACAAAGUAAGCACGUCAGUGGAAAGUGGGAAAAAGAAAUUAUCCAUAAUUUAAAUUUUCUUGUCCAUUCCUGAAGACCCAGCAGUGAAAAAUUAGAUCUUUAAGGAAGAAUAUUCCUGGUCAAAUGAGACCAAAAUAAAACAUUUUUGUGAGGAGGCUUAAAGUCGGCAGUGUAAGGGAAGCUGGGCCAAGUUGGCGUGAAGAUGGGCGGAGCUAAAUAGAGGAAGCUACUUAAAAAGCUACUAAAACCUGCAAACAAAUCAAGACUGGAGCAGCUUCACGCAGAACAACAACCCUGAACAUUCAGAUCAAAACCUUCUGUUAGUCUGACCUAAAACAAAGCCUUGAAAAUUAAUAUGAAAAAAACAUUUAAAAAAAACUUUUUAGUUGCUACUACUUUGUGUUGGUCUGUCACAAAAAAAAAAAAAUCUGUUUGUGGUUGUAAUGUAAUAAAAUGUGGAAAAAGUUCUAGGGCAUGAAAACUUUUGCAAAUCAUCUUAAAACCUUCACCAUCUCCUUCCACUAAUCGUGCUUCUUUAUGGUUCCAUCCUAGCUAAUCAGGUGCUACUUCCUCAUUUAUUACUGUUAGAUCAUUAACAUAAUUUUUGUCUUGUGGUCCUACAUUUUGCUACACAGAGGUAGCUGUAUUUACUUUAACCUGUUAUGCAAAUGAAACACCUUCAUGUCAAAAGAGGCAGUUAAAUCUGUUUUGAAGUACUUUGCAGCAAACUGAAUAGAUCUCAUACGUAGCUUCCGUAGUUCAUUGAUAAGUUAUGGAUGUUUUCUUGUAAGAAAUAUGAUUUUUUUUUAAACAAAAAAGAAAAACUCCACUGAGUAGAGAGGGUUGAGAAUUUUCCAGAAUGUUUUCUCACUGCGUCACCAUCUCUCUCUCUUUGUUUGGCGUGUUUCUGUCACCAGGUCCAAACAUCUGAAACUGUUGAACACCAUUUCCGCUGUACGGAGCACUGUAACUCUGUAGGUCCUGUUGUUGAAGCUGCUGUUUGUCGAAGAUGUCAUUCACGGGCAGCUACGGUGAUAUCAGACUGGGAGAGCACUCAUAUUCACAGAUAUUUAUAUUCUGAAUGUUGAACCUUUUUAUUUUGGUUAACAGGAGAUAAAAAAGGAUUUAUUAGAUUCAAUAAAAUGCAGUAUUACAAACCACAAGGUUUAAAGUCUGCUCUUCAUUUCCAUAUAGAGUCCAUUUAAUUAUCGGCGUUAAAUCAAACGUCAGUAUUAAAAAAAAAUUGGUGCACAAGUUUGAGUUGAUUAUUUAUGCCUGCUUUCAUUUAUGUCAAACAAAUGUUUAUGUCAUCAUCUUAAUAAAUACAAAAAUAGAGAAUAUGCUGCCCUCACCAACCCAGUCCUAUGUAAAAAAAAAUAAAACAAAUACAUGAAUAACUGUUCCCAAGUAAAUGUAUGACAUUCAACACAUGAUAUGUGAAACCUUUGAAAAAAAUUAAAAUUGAAGACCUCAUUGUUCAUAGUGAAUUUAAUAUCUCAAAGAUUUUCUAUAAGAUUUACAUGUAUGUUUUGAACAGAUAGACUGAUCUAAGGUAAUAUACAAAAAAUCUCACAGAGACAGUCUUUAAAAAAUGAAUCUUUAAAAGUAAUGUUGCUAAACUGUAAACAUGGACUGACAUUUUAUAAAAACAAAAAUCUUUCCACAAAAGGAGAACCAUUUAAAAAAAAAA